GGAAAUUCGAGCUCUCGUCUUCACCCAGGGAGGCGUCAUUGCAAGGAAAGCUGCAGAGCUCCCGGCUCCAAAUCCUCCCGCGCGCGCCGGGGCGGAAUGGAACGCUGACCCGGGAAUGGAACGUUGGCCCGGGAAUCUCGCGCCACCUCCCACGCGCCGCCGCCGAUUUCUCGGAAAGGAGCGCAGUGCAAAGAAGGCGCCCGGUGCCGGGCCUUCGCCAUUGGCCGGGGCUCCUCCCUCGCCUGUCCUCUGAUUGGCUGAGACAUCCACUUGCAGGGCGUGGACCUGAGAUUCUGCAAACUGGGAGAUAUAGAGAUGCCUUUUUAGCUGGCUUUUCGCCUCCGGUGAACUGGCGGCGCGGGUGGAGGGAGACUGGUGCAGCUGCUGCGACUCGGGCAGAUGUGGAGGAUGGGCGAUCGAAACGGUGGUCGACGGCUGCGGCAGUGGCUGAUCGAACAAAUCGAUAGCGGAAUGUACCCAGGGCUGAUCUGGGAGAACGAGGAGAAGACCAUGUUCCGGAUCCCAUGGAAACAUGCUGGGAAACAGGAUUACAAUCAGGAAGUGGAUGCAUCUAUAUUCAAGGCUUGGGCAGUGUUCAAAGGAAAAUUCAAGGAAGGCGACAAAGCUGAGCCCGCCACCUGGAAGACGAGGCUCCGCUGUGCCUUGAACAAGAGCCCUGACUUUGAAGAAGUGACUGACAGGUCCCAGCUGGACAUCUCAGAGCCGUACAAGGUCUACCGGAUCGUUCCUGAAGAAGAGCAGAAAUGCAAAAUGGGGAUGGGGAAUGGAUGCAGCUUGAGCGAAAUCACGGACAUGGAGUGUGCCACUUCAACGAUAGAUGGCCUGAUAAAAGAGCCUCCCACGGUGGAUGAAUGCUUUCACGCAAUAAAAAGGAGCCCUUCACCAAUCCAGGACACCUGUAGAAAUCCCCCAGUACCCGACUGGUGGACGCAUCAGCCAAGUCCUGUUUUGUCUCUGAUGAACGGAUUUGCUGGCUACGAACCACUUCAUGCAGGCUACUCCCAAAUGGUGAUCAGCUUCUAUUACGGAGGGAAGCUGAUGGGCAGCACGACGACCUCCCGUCCCGAAGGCUGCCGGAUCUCCCUGGGAGAGCUCCCUUACGGCCUGGAGAGCCUGGAGCACAUCCGGUUCCCCUCGGCGGACGCCAUUCCCAACGAACGCCAGCAGCAGAUCACCAAGAAGCUCUUUGGCCACUUGGGGCGGGGCGUCUUGCUGCACUGCAACAAGCAAGGCGUCUUCAUCAAGAGGCUGUGCCAGGGCCGGGUCUUCUGGAGCGGGAACAUCAUGCCCUUCAAGGACAGGCCCAACAAGCUCGAACGGGACGAGGUGGUCAAGAUCUUCGACACCAACUACUUCCUGAGAGAACUCCAGCAGUAUUAUAACAACCAAGGCCGUUUCCCGAACAGCAAAGUCCUUCUGUGUUUUGGGGAGGAGUUUCCAGAUGCUACCCUUUCACGCUUCAAGUUGAUCCUCGUUGAGAUCGAGCAACUGAACAUUCGGCAGUUGGUGGAGAAUGCGGGCAAGUGCAACGGCAGCCCCCCAAUGCUCCCCAUGGCUGAGGAGGUCCACUAUGACCCGAUGUACAGAAACUUCCAGGAUUCUUGUGGGCCGCACCAAAGACCAAUCUUCAGGGAAAAUCAACAGAUCACUGUUUGAGACUCCAGUCCUUUUUUUUUUUUUUUUGAGUAAAAGGAUUCUGCUUAGAUCUA
Heteronotia binoei (common prickly gecko) is the source of this 1730-nucleotide messenger RNA. RefSeq names its product interferon regulatory factor 8 (gene IRF8). The transcript is spliced from 9 exons. Gene Ontology annotation, cellular component: nucleus. Gene Ontology annotation, biological process: immune system process; regulation of transcription by RNA polymerase II. The record is from RefSeq and is a predicted model, not a curated record. The coding region runs from base 400 to 1677 and encodes 425 amino acids. Gene Ontology annotation, molecular function: RNA polymerase II cis-regulatory region sequence-specific DNA binding; protein binding; DNA-binding transcription factor activity, RNA polymerase II-specific. NCBI's taxonomy places the organism in Eukaryota, Metazoa, Chordata, Lepidosauria, Squamata, Gekkonidae.